AUGUCAAAUCCAAUAACAGAUUAUUCAUCAUUUAUUAGUAAAAGAGGAAAAUUAAAAUCAGCCUCCCCAAUUAUAAGUUUAUUUUCAAUUUCAUCUUUACCAGGGAUGCAUCUUUCAGGCCUUGUCGAAUAUAACAUAUCAUCUGCUGGCAUGUUUGUUUGGAUUCAUCUUUUAGGUAUUCGAGACAGCAAAAGCUUAAUCUUUGAAAAAGCAGUAGAGAAAAAAGUUAUCUUCGUACCUGGUGUUGCCUUUAAACAAGAUAAUUCAAUUUCACUGUUACCCCAAAUACCAUUUAAAUCUCUCUAA
Molecule: messenger RNA, 306 nt
Organism: Dictyostelium purpureum
Lineage: Eukaryota; Evosea; Eumycetozoa; Dictyosteliales; Dictyosteliaceae
Exons: 2
Coding region: 1-306 (101 amino acids)
Source: RefSeq, a predicted model, not a curated record